GCGAAGAUGAACAGCUUUAAAAUAAGUGAAGAUAUGAACUUUCAAAAGAACCUUCAAAAACAAGCAAAUUUACUCACAGAAAUUGAGAAGAGAUUGAAAUAAUGUUGAAGUCCAGCAUGCAGAGCUAGUAUAUUCUGCUGAUAUGCAAUAUCUAGUAUCUCUUAACACUGGCCCGUCUGCUUCAGCUUUAACUCCGACCUCUGAGGCAACCUUGAUGAUUAAUAAGGACAUUGUGACACCUCCCAUGGUUAAGAUGGGAAUGGAGACUAUUUCUAAGGAAUUUGAGUCCAAAAUUGACGACCAAAUUCAGAAGCUUAACUUAUCCUUAGAAGAGAAAUUCGUAAAAUGCAAAAGUAUUACUUCAAUGGAGUUUAAUUAUGACGCUCAGAUUUCGAGUGUUUUGAAACAAAUCAACGAACUCAAAUUUAGAACAAGAGACCAGAUAGAUGAAGUUAAAAGAAAUUUCCACACUGAGUUACUUACAAAGGCCAGUGUCCUUUCGAUCAAGGAGGUGGUAGAUAAGUCAGUCGAUAAGUCUGAAUUAGUUGAUAUUCAUGAUAAAAUAAAACUUAUCAAUGACAAAAUCCUCCAGUUGGAAGAUCAUCUCAAAUCAGAGCCUGAUUCAGAAGAAAAAGACUCAGAUACCUCUGAGGAAGAAUAUAAUGAAGAAUUUGAGCAAGACCAGGUUGAGAUUGAGGAAUCGAAGCAAGGUGAAGCUGCUACUCCCUUAGUUGAAGAGAAAUUUUUGCCAAAACUUGACACAAAUCCUUCACCAAAUGUAGUCAAGAAUACUUCUCUAAAGGUGAGUCCUGCUUCCCACUCAAAAUAAGGACGUCAAGACUAGUGCUAAAAAGCCGAAGGUAAGAAUGUUGAAUGCUGAUCUUGAGAAUACUAAACUGAGAAGGAGUAUUGAGGAACAGAUGGAAUUGCCAAAUUAUGAAUCUGAGAAGAAGCUUGAAACUAUUCCUCAAAGUGAUAUUGAUCAUGAAAAUUUCAACCAAUUAGCCUCAGCAAAAAGAAGUCCAAAAGAGGAGAGUCCACAGAUAAUCCAAAGACCAGGAUUUCAGUCUAAAGGAAGCAUGAAGUUCAGGAACACUAAUAAUGAGAAUUUAGUACAGAAUUUUAACAAAUCCUGUGAACAAACAGCCCAAAAGAAGCAUAAGAAGCCUGAAUAUUUUGAAAAAGAGAAUCCAAAAUUUGCUAUUUCUGAGUCCUCAGUUUAUAAUGGGGAGACUGCCAACUCCAAAGAAAUAUCUGUCAUAAAGCAGUCCAAGGAGUCAUUUAAUUUCGGAAUGCCAAAGAUGAAAAUUAAUAGGAGAAUGGUAUCUAAGCUUUCAAUAGAAACUCCUUUCACAACUCAUGAGUCAUCCACAGCCACUCUUAUCAACAAACUUAUGAUGAAAUCGCAGAAAAGUAAGGGCAAGAAGAUCCGCAGGAGCGAAAUAGAAAGUAUUUUCAACCUUAUCCAGGAUGUUCUAGUCAACACUAGUAACAAUAGGAUGCGGAUCGACACACUUGAAGGAAACAUUGACUUAAAAAUAGAAAAUUCUAUUAAGAAGCUAAGGAAGGAAACAAUGAGUGCUAUGGCAGACAUUGAAAGACAGACAAAGGAAGAUCAUCAGAAGCUUAACCUCCGACUAGAUGAGUUCCAAAGACUUAACUUUCGGUUGAAUAAGACUAUCCUUGAGAAGCCUUACAAGUAUGCAGAUGAGAUGAAGGAAUCAAUGAUAAAAUCCCAAAAAGAGCAAGAAAAAGCUUUCAAUAGAAAAUAUGAUAUGCUUCUUUCUCGUAUAACUGCUAUGAAACGGUGGCAACAAGAAAUGGCCAAUUCUGGGUAUCAAAAUUCCUCACCAGUAUUUAACGAAGAAGUCCUAAAGGAAGAAAUCAAGAAGGAAUUUGAGAACUCUAAACUUGCUAUUCUUCAGGAAGAUCAUGAGAUUCUUAAGAGUGAUCUAGAGACCCAGUUUUCCUCAGUUACAACAAAACUUGCGAACAUCGAAAACAUUAUUGAUGAGUUCAAGGAAAAUAUUGAAUUACAAGUGUAUGAGUUCAAGAGUCAUACAAAAUACGAGGUUAAUAAUAAGCUUAAAGAGUUAGAGGCAUUGAACAGGGAACUCCAGCGACACCAGGAUUUAUACAGACAGAUCCUUGGAAGCCACUAUUUAGACACACAAAAAGCUGAGCAUAUGUCAGUUGUCAUUCCUAGGGUUGAGAUGACCAAGAGUUCAAGUAAAGGAUCUUUUCAUCAGAAGUUCAGGUCAAAUUCACUUUCUAGUGGAAAGAAGGGUAAAAUUCGAGAGUCAAAAAGGUAUAAUUCAAAUAUUGAAGAAAAAUCUCCUGAUGGAGAGGAAAUUGGAACUACAUUCAGAGUUGAGCUCAAGAAGCUCAACAAGAGUGUAUUGCCUAAUAUACAAAAGAGCAGAAAAUCAAUCCCUUUAUUGUCAAAAUCUUCAUCCCGCUUGAAUCUAUCAGGGAUAAGCCCCAAGCUUGACAAAGAGAUUGAGGAUACUUUGAAGAAAAUCAAAGAUCCUGAUUCUAAGAGGUAUAAAGUCCUUAAGAAAUUUCUAAAAAAUGAGAUAGAGCCAGUGCAUAGUAGAGGACAAAGUGUAACUCCAAUGAAGAUGUAUCUCAACAGUAAGGUUCAUGUUAACCUGAGUAAUUUGGCAUAAUUUCACAAUAUUCUCCCAAAGAAAC
Moneuplotes crassus is the source of this 2694-nucleotide messenger RNA. NCBI's taxonomy places the organism in Eukaryota, Ciliophora, Spirotrichea, Euplotida, Euplotidae. The record is from the annotation of a GenBank genome assembly.